Impatiens glandulifera is the source of this 825-nucleotide messenger RNA. Its product is annotated as E3 ubiquitin-protein ligase RSL1-like. Gene Ontology annotation, cellular component: cytoplasm; ubiquitin ligase complex. The transcript has 3 exons. NCBI's taxonomy places the organism in Eukaryota, Viridiplantae, Streptophyta, Magnoliopsida, Ericales, Balsaminaceae. The record is from RefSeq and is a predicted model, not a curated record. Gene Ontology annotation, molecular function: ubiquitin conjugating enzyme binding; ubiquitin protein ligase activity; zinc ion binding. The coding region runs from base 1 to 825 and encodes 274 amino acids. Gene Ontology annotation, biological process: positive regulation of proteasomal ubiquitin-dependent protein catabolic process; ubiquitin-dependent protein catabolic process; protein polyubiquitination.
AUGGCAAACUCUAUGCAAAGGAUUGUAAAACUAUCAAGUUCCUCCACCCCUAAACACAUCGAAAUGUCCCCACCACAAAAGUUGCAUGAAUUGGCGAGUUUCACUUGUGAAAUAUGCGUCGAGCCCAACUUUUUGCCAGAAUUGAGAUUUAAGAAUAGAGAUUUUUGUUCUCAUCAUUUUUGCAAUGAUUGCAUUAUCAAGUACGUCAAAGUAAAAAUUGAAGUUGAUAACACUGCAAAUAUUAAGUGUCCCGGCCUACGUUGCGACUUCAAUCUAGACAUACUCUCUUGUCGUUCGAUCCUCCCUGUUAAGUUGUUUGAAAAAUGGUGCGAUAUCCUUUUCGUCAAAAUCAUAUUGGAGCUCGAUCAUUGCUAUUGCCCUAAUCAAAAGUGUACAACGUUGAUGGUGAACGAAUGUGGCGGGGAUGUAAAGCGGUCUAUUUGUCAUAACUGUAAACAAGCGUUCUGUUUCAUGUGCAAAACUUCAUGGCACGAUGGUUUUGAUUGCGAAGAGAAUGAAGAAAUUAAGGAUGCUAAUGACGUUGCUUUUGGUGUUCUUGUUGAGAAGAAUAAGUGGAUGAGAUGUUCGACAAAAUUCUGUUAUAAGUGUGGGAAGAAUUUGAUGAGACGCACAAUUUGCGAAUGCUACUAUUCGGAGUCCCCUAACAGACUUAUAAGUUUCUCACUCCAGAAUCAGAAAAAAGGCAAAAUGGCAGCAGCUAACAGACAGAGUCUUUCCUCUUCUUCAUCCCUGCAUAUUAUCUUCUCUCUCUGGCCUCCUCUGUCACAAUGGACAGGAGCUGCUUUGGGAAAACUCAGAUCCUGA